AUGAGUUGGUACCAGGGUAGCGAGUCCGAAGAUCCAUCGUUUCCGAGUCGAGCAGUUAUUUCCAACCAUCGGGCGUGGAUAGCUGCCCACGAGCAGAUUUGGAGUGUUAGUGCCCCGACCAAGAAGGGUCGUGUGCUGCCUUUCCGAUUUCAGGGUCUAUACCAGAUUGGGAACCCAUUACGAGAUGAGAAGAGCCAAGCCUCAGAGCGUGGGGUUGAUGACUGGCACAAGAUCGACAACGACAUGGCAUCCGCCUUUGGCGACAACUUAGACGCGAUAGCCGGGCAGUUUGCAAAUUUGUGCUGGUUUUGUGGCGCAACCCUGCCUCUCUUCUGCGUCUUGCUCAACUCUCAGGGUGUACUAGGUACGUACUUCUCUCACAUUGUCUCACUUUCUGUCAACACAACACCACCCUCGAGGGGAGCAAUCUUGCAGCUCUUAGCACCAUUGACGCCGAGGUACCACAGAGCGGCAAAGGGUUAUGAAGCAAAUUACGUGGGCAAUUGCCCUAAUGAGAACGGUCUCGGUGGGAGUUUUGACAGUGGCGCCGGGGUAGGGCGCCCCAGAAGGGUGAAGUCCACCGUCCAAGCUCCAGACCGCGCCCAUCCCCACACGUCUCGUCUUCUUCAAAAGCUAGCCACGCCAGUCACGGACGGCAUGGGCAUGCUUGUCUUGACGGUCGUACGACGACAGAGACCACCACCUGGAAAUGUCAUGAGAGCACCCUCUCAGCUUGACUGA
Molecule: messenger RNA, 741 nt
Organism: Colletotrichum lupini
Lineage: Eukaryota; Fungi; Ascomycota; Sordariomycetes; Glomerellales; Glomerellaceae
Exons: 9
Coding region: 1-741 (246 amino acids)
Source: RefSeq, a predicted model, not a curated record